CUUGAAGCUCUAGUGGAUUGCCGACCUCGAAAAGAAAUGGAGACAAUUGUUAUUCUCGUGUGCUACAAUGGAAAAUGGGUCACCUCGAAGAAGAUGUGCAAAUACGAAGGGGGUGACUCAAAAGGCUUAAUAGUUCCACGUACCAUCAAAUUUGCUGAACUGUUGGACCGUGUGCAUCAGAUUGGUAAUACAAACAGCAGGGAAGACAAGGUUUGCUUAAAAUUCUCAGUUUUGGUGGCCUCGAAUGAGUGGAAGCACAUAAAGAUUGAGGACGAUGAUGAUGUCAAUUUUUUUAUGAAGUACAAUUCCGAGGCAACAGCUGUGAAUUGUCCCCAGUAAUACUUCAACAUGUCAGAUGUACGCCCUCCUAACGAGCAUGUGAGUUACCCGGGGGACCAGCCCUGGCAUGUGCCAUUCCCAUCUCCACCUCGGACUCCCAAUCAUGAUCCCACUUCAUCUGGAAGUGAGGCUGACACUCAUGAUCCGCUUGACAAAAUCUCUGCCGUCAAGCACCACCUCCAAUAUAUGUCAAAGGCAACGGAUUGGUGGGAGAGUAAGUGCGAUAUUCAUGGCCAAGUUAUGGGAAACUUGGCCAACAAGUUGAACAAAGCAUACGCUGGAGAGGUGAAGCAAGCUCUUAAAGCAAAAAGUCGGAGCAAAGAGUUAGAGUCCUUGAAGUUGAAAUUGGAAGACACAAAGAAAAAUGCCCUCGAAACAUUCACACAAUCUGAAGAAUAUAACCAUGAAAUGGUUGAAUGUUUCAACAACGGCUUCGAAAUGUUCCGAGAUUAUGCUUCGGUCAUCUCACCAGACCACAAUUGGAGUGAAAUUGAUGUAGCUGGUGUCUGGCAGGUACUGAAUAUGGGUUCUGAUGGAAUGGCUCAUCAUAGCCUCGUGCAUGCAGCGAGAAGAAAGGACAAAGACAUGGAUCUUUUGAUGGACCUGUAGUAACGGUGAAUGCUGCUUCAGUUCAUCUCACCCGAGUACAUGGAUCUUUUGUUGCCUUCAUUUUCCCUUCGCGGGAUAGAUAGUAUUGUUCAGUUUGGGAGGCGAUUUCUUUCGCAUGUGUGAAAUGUUGUCUGUAAUGUGUAUGUAUUGUAUGUACAUUGACUUCAUAUUGCAUUUGUAUUGUGUUUGUAUUCCCUUAAUACUGUAAUGUGU
Prunus persica (peach) is the source of this 1161-nucleotide messenger RNA. RefSeq lists its product as uncharacterized. The transcript has 3 exons. Bases 349 to 948 code for a protein of 199 amino acids. NCBI's taxonomy places the organism in Eukaryota, Viridiplantae, Streptophyta, Magnoliopsida, Rosales, Rosaceae. The record is from RefSeq and is a predicted model, not a curated record.